AUGACAUUUGGAAGUAAAGAUUCAAUGUUUUCAUUUUACAGAGAGCACGCCAGAUUGAAAGGGUUUGGUGUGAUGAAAAAAACAGCGUUAAAAAAAUGUAGUGAUUUUGUUAAUUAUGUUGCCUAUGCUUGUGAUAGGUCAAGGAAAGGAAAACAAAAGAAAUCGAGCAAAAGGAUUGAAUGUAAAGCUCGUGUUAAUGUUGUUAUGAUGGUUGAUGGAUCAUCAUGGCGUGUCACUAGGGUUGAAAGUGAGUAUAAUCAUGUGUUGGAUGCCAGAUUAUCACGAUUUAUGCCCUCACACAAGGAAAUGAGACGGAGUUUGAAGAGGCAGCUUGUUGCUCACGACAUUGCAGGUUUGAGACCUUCAAAGAGCAUAAGACUUUUGGAAGUUGAAGCUGGUGGUCUUGAGAAUUUGGGAUGUACCCCCAAGGACUGCAGAAAUUACAUUUUGCGGGAGAGGAGGUUGAGAACCUUGUCCAUCGAUGCAGAAGCAAUAAACAGGUUUUUUCUUGACAUGCAGAUUAAGGAUAGGGAGUUUUUCUAUGCAGUAGACCACGAUAAUUCUGGCAGGCUACGUAACUAUGUAUGGCACCGGCAGUCCAUACUUCUUGGAUGUGAUUUGAUUACAAGCGAGGAUGCUAGCACUUAUAAAUAUGUCUUCUCUACUUGUCUUAGAGCCAUGAAUAGUGUAGCUCCAACCGCUAUUAUGACAGACCAAUGCGAGAGUAUUAAGGCAGCUAUCAGAGUAGUGAUGCCAAAUGCAAUCCACAGUGGCUCUAGCACACUAAAGCAGUUUGUUGAGCAAUACAAGAUAGCCUUGAGAGAAAAGCUUGAUAAAGAGUUAACUUCUGAAUUUAAUUCUAGGUAUACAGAAGCAAAAGUUUUUUGUGGAUUCAUGUGGGAGGAACAAAUACAAACUCAUUACACUCGUACAAUAUAUGAUCUUUUCAUGGACCAGGUAGCGAAAAAGUAUCACUGUGAAAUGAGCAUUCAUGAAGAUGCUUAA
Lycium barbarum (goji berry) is the source of this 1005-nucleotide messenger RNA. RefSeq names its product protein FAR-RED IMPAIRED RESPONSE 1-like. Lineage: Eukaryota; Viridiplantae; Streptophyta; Magnoliopsida; Solanales; Solanaceae. The transcript is spliced from 3 exons. The record is from RefSeq and is a predicted model, not a curated record. The coding region runs from base 1 to 1005 and encodes 334 amino acids.